AUGUAUCACACUAGAAUAGCCAGUGGCUCUGCUCUGAGAGCGGGCAUUAUGGCCCGGAGUAGCAAAUGUGCCCUCUUGUCCAGCUCUAGAUGCCUUCACGCUGGCAUGUUGCUGAGAAAAGAGGGGCCUGCCGAAACAACACAUUUCGGGUCCAAGACAGUGGCAAAAGAAGAAAAGGAGAAGUUGGUCGGCAGUGUGUUCUCCAACGUGGCUGCUAAGUACGAUGUCAUGAACGAUGUGAUGUCUAUGGGGGUCCACAGGUUGUGGAAAGAUCACUUCAUCAACAAGCUCGACGCGGGGAAGCGCCCCAACUCAAAGGAGCCUCUCCACUUCAUCGACGUUGCUGGUGGCUCCGGAGACAUUGCCUUCGGUCUUUUGGACCAUGCUGAGCACAAGUUCCACGACACAGAGUCUACCAUGCACAUCGUCGACAUCAACGCUGAUAUGCUGAAAGAGGGUGAGAAAAGAGCCUUGAACCAGGGCAAGUACUACAAUGAUCCCCGUGUUAAAUUUUUGGUUCAGAACGGCGAAACUUUGGACCAGAUCGAAUCUAACUCCAAAGAUGUCUACACUGUUUCGUUCGGUAUCCGUAACUUCACCGACAUCCAGGCUGGUUUGAACACCGCGUACCGCGUCCUGAAGCCAGGCGGGAUUUUCUACUGUUUAGAGUUUUCCAAGGUGGACAAUCCGCUGGUCGACCUGGUCUACCAGCAGUGGUCGAAGGUCCUCCCCGUAAUGGGCUCGCUAGUUGCUAACGACUACGACUCCUACCAGUAUCUCGUUGAGUCAAUCCAACGAUUCCCUCAGCCAGAGGAAUUCAAGGCCAUGAUCGAGAAAGCCGGCUUCGAGUCUGCAGGGUACGAGAAACUGACAUUUGGAGUUUGUGCCAUCCACUGGGGUGUCAAAGUAUAG
Molecule: messenger RNA, 912 nt
Organism: Lachancea thermotolerans CBS 6340
Lineage: Eukaryota; Fungi; Ascomycota; Saccharomycetes; Saccharomycetales; Saccharomycetaceae
Gene: COQ5
Product: 2-hexaprenyl-6-methoxy-1,4-benzoquinone methyltransferase
Exons: 1
Coding region: 1-912 (303 amino acids)
Biological process (GO): ubiquinone biosynthetic process
Molecular function (GO): methyltransferase activity
Source: RefSeq, a predicted model, not a curated record